This is a messenger RNA of Cervus elaphus (red deer), 5335 nucleotides long. It is a transcript of the gene SYNE3, whose product is annotated as spectrin repeat containing nuclear envelope family member 3. The transcript is spliced from 18 exons. Lineage: Eukaryota; Metazoa; Chordata; Mammalia; Artiodactyla; Cervidae. Gene Ontology annotation, cellular component: meiotic nuclear membrane microtubule tethering complex; cytoplasm; nuclear outer membrane. The record is from RefSeq and is a predicted model, not a curated record. The coding region runs from base 140 to 3070 and encodes 976 amino acids. Gene Ontology annotation, biological process: nuclear migration. Gene Ontology annotation, molecular function: actin filament binding.
GGGGGCGAGUGUCCGGGCCCCGCCCCGGCCCCGCCCCGCUCCGGAGCCGCCCGGGACGCAGGGAGGAGGAGGGUGGCUCGACCCGGACUGCCCGCGGCGCCGCGCUCCUGCAAGCUCCUGUCCGGCCCCCGCAGGUGCCAUGACUCAGCAGCCCCAGGAGGGCUUCGACAGGAGCGUGGAGGAUGCCCGCCGGUGGAUGACGGCUGUGCAGGAGCGGCUGCAGAUCAAUGACAACACCCAGGGGCCCCGCACGGCGCUGGAGGCCAGGCUGCGGGAGACUGAGAAAAUAUGCCAGCUGGAGCCAGAGGGCCGCGUGAAGGUGGAUGUGGUGCUGCAGGCGGCCGAAGCCCUUCUGGCAUGCUGCCACGAGGACCAGAAGACCGAGAUCCUGGCUCAGCUGAGAGACAUCAAGGCCCAGUGGGAGGAGACGGUCACCUACAUGACCCACUGUCACAGCCGGAUCGAGUGGGUGUGGCUGCACUGGAGCGAGUACCUGCGGGCCCGGGAUGAGUUCUACCGCUGGUUCCAGAAGAUGACGGUGGCACUCGCGCCCCCCGUGGAGCUGCAGCCCAGCUUGAAGGAGAAGCAGUGGCAGCUGGACCACGCCCAGGUACUGCUGCACAACGCGGAUCACCAGGCCGUGCUCCUGGACCGGCUCCUGGAGGAGGCGGCCUCCCUGUUCAACAGGAUCGGGGACCCCAGCGUGGACGACGCCGCCCAGCAGCGGAUGAAGGCUGAGUAUGACGCAGUGAAGGCCAAAGCCCAGGACAGAGUGGACCUGCUGGAGCAGGUGACCCGGGAGCAUGAGUGUUUCCAGGCGAGCGUGGACGAGUUCCAGCUGUGGCUGAAGGCGGUGGUGGAGCGGGUGCACGGCUGCAUGGGGCGCAAGUGCCGGCUGAGCACCCAGGACCGUCUCUCGGCGCUGCAGGGCAUUGCCAAUGAUUUUCCUAAGGGUGAGGAAUCCUUGAAGAGGUUGCAGCAGCAGGCCAUGGGGGUCAUCCAGAACACCUCUCCUCUGGGUGCGGAGAAGAUCACCAGAGACCUAGAAGAGAUGCGGGACGUUCUGGAGAAGCUGCGUGGGCUCUGGGAGGAGGAGGAGGGCAGGUUGCGGGACCUGGUCAAGUCCAAGGGAGCCUGCGAGCAGCAGAGGGGGCAGCUGGAAGCCGAGCUGGCAGAGUUCAAGAAGGACCUUCAGAGACUGGCGGAGGAGGGCCUGGGGACCACGGCCAAGGCAGCGACCGAGGAUGAGCUGGUGGCCCGCUGGAGACUCAACUCGGCGACCCGGGUGGCCCUGGCUGCCGAGGAACCGCGGGUGGACCGGCUGCAAGCCCAGCUGAAGGAGCUCCUCGUCUCCCCCCAGGACCCGCAGCCACUCUCGGACAGCGUGGUCGCGGCCAUCCAGGAGUACCAGAGAAUGAAGGCCAAGAGCAGCAGACUGCGCAACGCCGCGGCCACGGAGCUGUGGCAGCGUUUCCAGCGGCACCUCCAGGACCUGCAGCUGUGGAGGGAGCUGGCCCAGAGACUCCUGGAUGUCACCGCCAGCCUGCCAGACCCGCCCUCCAUCCACACCUUCCUGCCGCAGAUCGAGGCGGCCCUGAUGGAGAGCUCCCGCCUGAAGGAGCAGCUGACGAUGCUGCAGCUGAAGAAAGACCUGCUGGGCAGCAUCUUCGGCCCAGAGAGAGCCACAGCCCUGCUGGAGCAGGUGGCGACUUCCGUGAGGGACAGAGACUUGCUGCACAACCGCCUUCUGCAGAGGAAGAGCAAACUGCAGAGCUUACUCGCUCAGCACAAAGAUUUCGGGGCGACUUUCGAGCCUUUGCAGAAAAAGCUCUCAGACCUCCAAAUCCGGGUCCAAGCCGAGAAUGGGCUUCGGCGGGACCUUCCUGAGAAACAGGCCCAGCUUCUGAGGUUGCAGGGUUUGCAGGAGGAGGGGAUGGACCUGGGGUCUCAGGUGGAGGCCAUGAGACCCGUCUUCCAGGGGAACCCUAACCACCAGCACAAAAUGGACCAGCUUUCCGCCGACCACCAGGCCCUGCAGAGGUCUCUGGAGGACCUCCUGGAAGGACGCCAGCAGAGCCUGAGGGAACAUUGCACCUUCAACCACGAGCUGCUGAAGCUGCGGCAGUGGAUCUCUGUGAUUACACAGAAGCUGGAGGCCCACUGUGGGGACACGGCCCCAUGGGAUGCCCAGUCCCGGGAGGCUGAGGUUGAGAGGCUGCUGGCUGAAUUCCCGGAGAAGGAAGCCCAGUUGCCCGUGAUGGAAGCACUCGGCCGGCUGGUGAUGGAGGCGUCUUCUCUGGAGGGGGCUGCUGUGGUCCAGGGGGAGCUGGAGGAGCUGACCGAGUCAUGGAAGGCCUUGAGGCAGCUGGAGGAGAGCCUGCUGAGCCUGAUCAGAAACCAGCAGCUGCAGAGGACGACGGAAGUGGAUUCAGGGAAGAAAAUGAUUUUCACCAACAACAUCCCAAAGACUGGAUUUCUCAUCCUCCCCACAGAUCUUACUUCCCGGCAUCGCCGUCAGGCAGGUCUGCUCCGGGAGGAAGGAGGCAGCCUGGAGGGUCACUCCCAGUCCCUGAGGAACUUUGAGCACUGGUUGCAGGAGGAAAAUUCCAAGCUGGUUAGAAUCAUCGCCAUGAAAACUGCCACUGCUGAGGACUUGAGGACCAGAGAAACAAAGCUACAGGAGCUGGAGGCUCGAAUACCAGAAGGUCAGCAUCUCUUCGAGAACCUCCUUCAUCUCAGGCCAGCCCGCAGGUCAUCGGACGAGCUAGAGGAUCUGCGCUACCGGUGGAUGCUCUACAAGUCCAAGCUCAAGGACUCCAGCCACCUGCUGACGCAGAGUCCUCCAGGGGAGCCGACUGGAUUCCGUAAGACCGCGCGGUGGCGAGGGCUCGGCCCCCUGUGCCGGAAGGUGUGCUGCGUGGCGCUCCCCCUGCAGCUGCUGCUGCUGCUCUGGCUGCUGCUGCUCUUCCUGCUCCCGGUCGGGGAGGAGAACCGCAGCUGCUUCCUGGCCAACAACUUUGCCCGCUCCUUCACGCUCAUGCUCCGCUACGACGGCCCCCCGCCCACCUAGCCCCCCUCCCCGCCACCGGGGGCGCUUGGGGGACGCUCCUCUCCAAACUUCCAGCAGCCCCAGCCUCCUCUGGAGGAUGCUGGGGGACCUGGAAGCAGAGGCAGGCCAGAGCCCGCUGGGCUGCAUCCCUGUAAAUACUCUAUCGAUGUUCCCAGAACAAAAUUACUUUUUUAUACAGUAUUGUCUCAGUCUAUUUAUACUAAAUGUGUACUAUGUGUGACUUAGGGGAUAAUGCAUAGCCAUCUUUUUUUAUAUGCUCAGUAUGUAUCAUUUCACAUAUGACCUCUAUUUGUCAUUGGGAAAAUUCCCAGCAGUGUUUUUGUCCAGUGGGAUCUUGUAGCAUUUUGGCCUUGGUCUGCAGUCAGCCCUGGAAAGCAGGGACAAGAACAUGUCGCUUGUAUGGCCAUCUCCUAUCCAGAAACCAAGCCCCACGUCCAGAUGUUCGUGAAGAGGACUCUGAGCCGUUGACACAGAAGAACGGCCCUGGCCCUCACUCAGAGCCCAGGGACUCUUGGUCCAGGCACAGUCAGAGCAUCCGUGCUUAUCUAGACUUCAGAGUGACUGCAGACUAGAUGCUGUGGGUGAGAAGCAGAAAAGGGGCUGAUUCCGGGCUGGCCCAGGAGCAGCAGUGAAAAGUGGCAAGUGACUGAGUGAAAUUAAUGGAGGAAAGAAUUCCAAAGAGCAGACCCAGAGCUAAGAGAGCACAGCAGAAGGGGGACCUCGGGGAGCUCCAGUAGCCCAGACCAGUGAGGAAGGCUCAUGGUCUGAGUCUUCAGGGAAUGGUUAGGCCAUGCUGCCCAUGUUCUCUGCUCUGCUCCGGGAGAAAAUGAAGGAGAAGGAGCUCAUUGUUAAGAUUCCCACGCAGAAGGGUAAGCACACUGUGUGUAGCGCCCAGGUGCCUGACAGUGCUGGAAAGAUGUGUUACCUCUGUCGCACUGAGGCUGAGCUUUUCAUCAUCUACGGCUCCGGCUGAAGGGACAGAGGGAAGCAUCUGACCCACCAGGGACCAGAGAUCAGGGGUCCAAGACGGACAGGAGGGGUCAUCUGCAGGGCUCAGCCAGCCUGAAGGGUUCUCUUCUCCUCCCAGAAGGGACUUUGGAGAGAGCUGGGUCCUUUGGGCCAUGAAUGUCCCACACACAUGCCCACAAGGGACACAGGGUCCAGAUGCCCCAAACCAGGCCCUCUCUGUGAGGGCUUGGCAAUCGGGCCCAUGAGCUACCUGGGCCUUGAGGCUGGAAAUAUUGAAUUGGCCAAAAAGUUCAUUUGGGUUGUUUGUAACAUCUGAUGGAAAAACCUGAACGAACUUUUGGGCCACCCAAUACAUCCCUUCCUCCCCAGGGAGUUCUGGAACGGUUCCUAAGUGUUUCAUCACUGGAUCCUAUUUUCCCCAAAUCAACACUAAAGUUUCCUUUUUAAAAAUGCUUAGGGCCCACUCUUUAUACCGAUUGAUUCUGUCUGUUGAGCUACGCAUAGGAGACCAAGAGGGGAUUCCUCAGGCCUUUGAAAUCAGUGUCACAGACCCAGAAAGGCCUUUAAACAGAGGGGAAGCUGAAGAUCCUGGAGAGCCCAGGCUCCCAGCACUGUGCCCCCCACCCCCACACUGCCCUCUGGGCCUCGCAGGCCCAGCCUGCUCAGGGCUCUCGGCGCAGUGACCCAGGCCUCCCUGUAACUGGGAAGAGCUGGACACUCACAGGGCAGGAAAACAGGGUCACAGAGAGGAACCCUCCAGGCUGACUUAGAACGCACAUUUUCCUCGAGAUGUUUAGAAACCAAGCCACAAGGCCAUUCUCCACGGGACAAUCUGGGGCUGCAUGAACCAAGACCUCAGGCCCAGGCGGCUGAGCCCAGAUCCUCACUGGGUUGUGUCGUUCCGGCCUGAGAAGGUCAGCACUGUGGCGGGACCUUCGAACAUCUCCACGCAGACGGAGGCCCAGAGAGGGGAGGUAACUUACCCAGAGCUACACAGCGGCGGCGGCUAAGGCCAGAGCCGAUCCUGGUCACUGCUGCCUCUGGGUGGUGCCCGGCUCACUGUGGCCCCCCAUCAAAUCUGUAACUUCAAAAAGGCUCAAGUGACAUGAAUUCAGCUGGGUCACGUGUCCUACGUGUCAAGGAGGGAGAAACUGUAAUGUGUGGGCUGGCGGGAGGGAAUGAACUUAUAUUUUUAAAAACUUUGAUACCAUAGAGCUUGUUUGCAUAACUUUUUUUUAAAAAAAGAAUUGAUAUUUUCAUUACUUUCAUAUAAAGACAGUUGUGAUAUGACAUAAC